CAUGAUCUCUCAAAAUGAUAAGUCAGUCAACGGCAAUGAAAGUCAACGGUCCGGAGCAUCCAAACUGGUUUGACUUUAGCAGUUUCGUAUACCGCAAAAAUUGGUCUGCUUCCUCUUACCCCGAAACAAAUCGAAUUCUCCAAACUGCCCCUAUGGUUCUAGGCACGUUUCAGAUGACAGCGCAGCGUACGGUCAUUGAGCCAACGGGGGCAUUCUAGCCCUAUAGAGAAAAAGAGCCGCUAACGAGAACGAAAGCAUCUUUUUGCCUUUUCUGGAAAAGAUACGAGACCCGUGGAAGUGUUGUGGAAAAUAGAGAGAGCGAACGCUUAGAAGCAAAUUUUUUUAGAGAGAGAGAGAGAGGAGGAGGUGCCUUGAAAUUUGUUGGGAGGGAAACUGAGCUGGUCAUGGUGAAUAGGCAGCAAUAGUUGAGGCAGCAACUGGAUAAGUCUUGUAAAAUUAGAUGGUUAGUUGCCACCAUGUGAUCUAUAGGAUGUUUUCUAGACUGCUGCUGUCUCACUCUGGCAUGGGCUUGGACAAAAGAACUGCAGAGAUACAGAACAAUAAUGGAAAAGCUCAGCAGACGAGGACUGUUUGCACGCAUGCCUUUUAUGAUCUUACAUAUAUUUCUCCAGUAGUAUUCAUAUACCUCCUGAAAGAAUGUUAUGUUUAUGGCACAUGUAAGGCAACUAAGAAGUUCCGAGGUCUUCAACAACAGGUCCAUCUUGUACUACACAAUGAUCCCCAACGUGGACCAGCUAUAUUUGUUCUUCAGUGCCUCUAUGUCUUGCCUAUAUUUGGCUUAUAUUGUGAAGGGUUCAGUCAUUUGAUUGUAUCAGCUCUUCGUCGUUUCCUCAAAAAAGCAGACAUCCCUGUGGAAGCAAAAGAUCUAGCCACCCAGUUAUUUCUUGAUAUUGUCAGGGGAUUUGUUAAACAUGAUGAGAGGGUGGUUGUGAAGAUUCUUGAGGUUUUUGAUGUUCAAUUGACAAACAUUGAGAAAGCGAUGUGCCCACUAAAAGAAAACAAUGAUGGUAGUUUUGACACAGCAAAAACAUUUGUUGAACAAUACAUAUAUGAAUUGAUAGAAUCUCAGUCAUAUAUGAAUGCAGUUACUUUAUUAGAGCACUUCUCUAUUCGCCAGUCAGGCCAGUCUUUUCUCCAUAGUAUGUUACAGUACAAUGAAUUUAAAGCAGCAGAGAAGUGGGCAGCAUUCAUCGGAAAACCAUUAUUAUGUGUUCUUGUCCAAUACUACGUUGAUAGGAACAUGCUAAACAAUGCUUAUGAGAUGAUAAAGAAAAACAAUCUCCAGCAGGAAUUUCCUGAUGUUUAUCAUAAGUGUAAAGAGAGCUCACUGAAGAAGCUAGCAGAAAAAGGAUGCUGGGAUGUUGCAGAAGCAAAAGCAAACAAGAACAGGCAGCUUCUUGAAUAUUUGGUUUAUUUGGCAAUGGAAGCUGGUUAUUCUGAGAAAGUUGAUGAGCUGUGUGAUCGAUACUCACUUGAAGGUUUUCUGAAUGACAAAGUACCAGAGGCAAGUCUUCUGCAUAGUCGCUAUUUGGAUCUCAAUGAAUUGGUUGUAGAAGACAUCAUUUGGGUUGAUGAACCUGAUGCUUUACUUAAUGCAACGUGUCAUAUUGAGGGAUGUAAAGUUGUGGGUGUUGAUUGUGAAUGGAAACCAAAUUAUAUAAAAGGCAACAAACCAAACAAGGUUUCUAUCAUGCAAAUUUCUUCUGAUAAGAUGGUUUUUAUCUUUGACCUCUUAAAGUUAUUUGAAGAUGUACCUGACAUUCUGGACAACUGCCUGACCCGCAUUUUACAAUCGCCUAGAAUUUUAAAACUUGGCUAUAAUUUUCAAUGUGAUAUAAAGCAGCUCGCUCAUUCCUAUAAAGAUUUGUUGUGUUUCAAGCACUAUGAAAUGUUACUGGACAUUCAAAAUAUAUUCAAGGAACCUCGUGGUGGUCUCUCUGGGCUUGCAAAGAAAAUUUUAGGAGCUGGUUUGAACAAAACAAGACGAAACAGCAACUGGGAGCAGCGCCCUUUGACUCGGAAUCAGCUGGAAUAUGCUGCUCUUGAUGCUGCUGUACUUAUUCACAUAUUUCGCCAUGUCCGGAGCCAUCCUUAUACUGCUGAUGCAGAGGCAGAAGAGAAAAUUGAGUGGAAGUCCCACAUUCUUUCCCACAUCGAUAAUGUCAAGAAGUCCAAAAAGGAAAAUAGAAAGCAAUCGAAAGCUGAUAAGGAGCGUUGGCAAUUUGAAGAAAUGGAAAAGAAUGAAAAGUUGCUGUUUCCCUGAAGUCUUAAAUAUCUGAACAAUUUCUUGCCUCAAGACUUUCUAUGAGAAAGUAACUCAGUCAUACGACAUGGUUGCAUUUUGGGCAAAAUCCAAAUCCAUUUCGAAGGAUUAAAGGUUUAGUAUUUGUGCAUAAGUAUAAUCAAGUUGGAGAUGUGCGAUGUUUACACCGUUGUGGAAUGUUUUUUCAUUUUCUUCCCCAAAUGUUUAUCGAAAUUGAAAUCUUCACCUAGACAGAAAACCAUCCUUCUUAACGAGGUAAAGUAAUCGGGUGUGAAAAAUCUUCCUUUUAUCUUUACAUAUGCGAGAUUUUGCAUUGGAAUGAUUAGAAAAUCUAAGGAACAAUUUGGUUCUGA
Ziziphus jujuba (common jujube) is the source of this 2637-nucleotide messenger RNA. RefSeq lists its product as uncharacterized. Gene Ontology annotation, molecular function: nucleic acid binding; 3'-5' exonuclease activity. The transcript is spliced from 14 exons. Gene Ontology annotation, biological process: nucleobase-containing compound metabolic process. The record is from RefSeq and is a predicted model, not a curated record. Lineage: Eukaryota; Viridiplantae; Streptophyta; Magnoliopsida; Rosales; Rhamnaceae. The coding region runs from base 461 to 2284 and encodes 607 amino acids.